UUCCCUCAGCUUUCAUUCACCGCGUAAAGAUCAUUGGCAGGUUUCCUCGAUGCUCAGUCUCGUGGUGAGGUUGGCGCGCUGAGGUCUUUUUGUUUGAGAGGCAGAGUUGAAGGAAGACUUAAACGAGGAGACAGUGCAAGCGUUUUGGCAUCUUUGGUUUGACGGAAAGACAGGGCGGAAUAAAGAAAAACGAGAGACGAAGAGAAAGAUAUAGACAAAAGGAUAAGCAACCGUGAGCAUAGAUUUAAAAAUUUCGAAAGAUCAGACCUGUGGAAGUUGGGUAAAGAAAAUAACAAAGUUAUAAGGAUAGAAGGACCAAAAGAGAAAAUAAGAGUGAUUAAAGGUGAUAGAACAAAAAUAAAACAUGAGUGAGCGAGAUUUACACUAACCCGAUAAGAGAGAGAGAGAGAGAGAGAGAGAGAGAGAGAGAGAGAGAGAGAGAUAGGAUUGUGAGGGCAGACGGUGCCAGUAAUAUCAAACCAAUACUUAGCAAUAUCUCAAGUGGGAAAGAAAACAAUGAACUACACGUAAAACACACACACUCUCUCUCACACACACACACACACACACACACACACACACACACACACACACACACACACACACACACACACACACACACAUCACGUUGCUAAUACAAGGAGAGAAAGAAGGUAUUAGACAAAAGAAAGAAGAGUGGGGAGAGAACCAGCGCGUCAUCACCAUCAGGAAACACAAAGAAAGUAUUAGCGGACCACCGACAUCGCCUUCUUCAGGAGGAUCAUCACUCAGUCACCAUUAUGGCAUUUAUGAGACUGGUCAUGACGGUGGCGGUGGUGGCGGCAGCAGUGGCGGGACUACCACAGGAGGUGCCAGGCCUGGCAAACAUAGAGAUUCUGAAGCUGGUGCCCAAACGCUCCCCUCUCAGUGCCUACGAAGCUCCCAUCCCCUUCAUCCCAACAGCAGCUGAUCGUCGCUACGAUGUAAUGCUUGACUACGACGACUACUCUGACGACUACGAUGCUGACGAGGGCGUAGCCACUACCCUGAAGCGACCACUGUCCCUCCUGGUAGAGGAGCGCUCAGACUAUACUCUCCGCCCCUUCGAUCUCACCUUUCACCGGCAGAGUGACGCGAGUGACGGUUUCAUUGAAGAGACCCAGGGUGUUCCUCCACAGACUUUCCCUGGCCAUGCAAGGCCUCAGCCUCCACUCGGUGGACUCGGAAACCAUCAAGGAAACAGAGAAAUGAAUGUAGUUCACAGAGACUCAGAACGAUUCGUUACAGAGGAUAGGCUCGUUCCAGAUGUAGAAGAAAGGUUAAUUCCAACUGCUGAUGAAAGGUUCGAUUCAAACACAGAAGAGAGGUUUGCCCAAGUAAGUGAAGAAAGAUUUGUUCCAGACACAGAAGAAAGAUUUAUUUCAGAGACAGUAGAAAGAUUCAUUCCAGAUUCAGAAGAAAGAUUCAUUCCAGGCACAGAAGAAAGAUUCAUUCUAAGCACAAAAGAAAAGUUUACUCCAGACACAAGGGACAUAUUUGUGCCAAACACAGAAGAGGGGUUUGUUUCGUCCACAGAGGAAAGGUUUCAUUCACUUCCCAGUGACCAGUUCCCUCAUCACACAGACGAACGUCUUGUCAAAGGUAACAGUGAGAGUUUUCCUCAAGCCACAGACGAGGUGCAGACUGUCCUACACCACGCUUCAUUGAUACCAGACAAGCUUCUGUUGGCACCUGAGAGAGACUCACCACCACUAGUCACUGAGGGGUCAAGGCAGCAGGAUACAAUAGUUGUGGUACCGCCUAGCGCCCUAUGGAGAGAGCAACAAGGCAUUGACAUCGGCGGCCCCAUUACUUCGUCAGUCAACAUCGGUCGACAGGUCCGUCGCCUGCCAGACCAACAUGACUCACGAUCAGGUAAAUUCUAUUUGAGCAACGUCCAACACUCAAAGGAAUCUUCACUGCUGAGCUCUUCUCUCCAAGAUAUUUACAAGUCUCAAGCACUCAGAGACAGCAGGUUCUCCAGGGCCUCGUACAGCCGUGCCUUGCACCAUUCGGAGUCUGGCUCCAAGCCGCAACACCGCUCUCAACUCUCUCCUCAGAACCAAUAUAGAACAUCAGGAAAAAAAAAUCUUGAAUCUUUGACAACAGAUAUGAGCAAAGUUCCUCAUCAGACGACUCAGCAAGACCACUCCUCGAGUCGCCUGGCCCCUUCCUACGUGCGGCGUGCAGAGCCUCAGCUCAAUGUGAAGAAAGAUAGAUCACUAAAGGCAGGGUCUCCUCCAGCCUCCAUGUCAAGAGAGGAAAGGGCUUACUAUACUGGUCUUCAACAGGAGAUUGAGAAGUCAGAGCUACUAGUGGACGCAAUCAAGGACGUCAGGAUGCGAGAAGGGAAGUCCAUCAAGACUCUGAGGAGGCGCCAUGACAGCAAACCGUCGGUCAUCACCCCGCAGCCAGACCUCAAGGAAGUGAAGGAAAAGUUUGGAAGUCACCCUCUGUACCAGAACCUGCCACGCAACGAACCUCUAGCAGUGAAGGAGGCAGGUCCUCUGCAGCACCGAGAUGAGUACUCCAGCGAGCGGGACGAAUAUGAAAAGAUGUACCUUCCUGUCCGCGCUAAGACACUCGAACUGAGGGAAAUCCGCAAAGUCAAGGAGCACUUUCACUCCCUCAUACCUCUGAAAAUGAAGGAAAAGCCACGCUCUACCUCACGCCCGCGUCGCCAGCCUCAGUCACCCCCAGUCACCACCUUCAAGCCAGCACUCGUCUCAAAAUAUAUUAAGUACAGCAAACCUCAAUCAGUAACAACGUCCAAGACUUACUAUAAGUCAUCACCCACUUCCUACGUUAAGCUUGGGCACAAAAAAGCCCUACCGACUCCACGAAAUUCAAAAACACCUUCGGGAUAUCCCAAGCAGCACACCCCAACACCCAGUGACACACGUAUCCUUCCAAAAUCUCAAAGCAUACCCUCAAUCACCAAACCCCGCAACAACCCUGCACCCAGUCCAAAAAGGAGUGACGCUCCACCAUCCCACCGCACACCAAAGACUCAGCGACUGCUUCAUCCUAACACUCCUAAACCCAUAAGCCCCUCCAGCCACACUCAUAGAUCACACAGGUCUUCAAGGAUGUAUCUCCCACAGGAGCAGCCCUCAAGUGCCUUCGAGAGUCAUCGAGCGCACCACCCCAGGACCUCGCGCUCCUUUGGCCAUGAUUUCGAGCAUCCCACAUUCCUCAAGACCUUAGACCACGCUGACAAGAGCCUCAUCCCCCAAUACACACUUGACACACGAGUCCUCAAGCAUAGCGAUAACGAGAGAGACUCAACGGUAAUCCAAAGUCCCCCAGAGGUAAAGGUGCGACGCAAGAGAGGCCCCGAGAUUGAGGAACUUUUGGACUCCAAGGCGAAGUUUCCGAGGUUCGGUUACGACAUUGAUCCUUAUUUCUCAGACUUUCCGCGUUUUGGCUUUUUUGAUAGCACCAGUUGAUGCCAACCCCGCCGCGCUGUGAAGUAUUGCGUGGUUGUUCGCCGCAGUCCCCCUCCAUCCCCAGCAAAAAAAAUAUGUAGUCAUGA
Portunus trituberculatus (swimming crab) is the source of this 3553-nucleotide messenger RNA. RefSeq lists its product as uncharacterized. The record is from RefSeq and is a predicted model, not a curated record. NCBI's taxonomy places the organism in Eukaryota, Metazoa, Arthropoda, Malacostraca, Decapoda, Portunidae.